Molecule: messenger RNA, 1749 nt
Organism: Naegleria fowleri
Lineage: Eukaryota; Heterolobosea; Eutetramitea; Acrasida; Naegleriidae
Exons: 4
Coding region: 1-1749 (582 amino acids)
Molecular function (GO): protein binding
Source: RefSeq, a predicted model, not a curated record
AUGACCUCUCAAGAAUGCUUGAAUGAAUUCAUUCAAAAAGGAAAUCAAUUGGUGUUUGAAAACAAGUUUGAGGAAGCUAUCGAAAUGUUUUCUCAAGCAAUUGAAUUAAAUCCUCAAAAUCCUUUCGUUUAUGAUAUGAGAGCUUCGGUUUAUAUAUUAAUGGACGAGUAUGAAAAGGCUGUACGUGACUCCGAACAAGCAAUGGAAUUAAAACCUUCAUGGCCACAACCUUAUUUCCGAAAAGGUCUUGCACUCUCACUUUAUGGAGACUUAGAAGAAGCAAUACUUAUUUUAAAUGCUGGGUUGGAAAUUUGUCCCACUCAUGCUUCGAUGAGCAAGUUGAGGAAUGAUUUGAUUGAAAUUAUGAAAAAACAACAAGAAAGUGAAACACCUCAGAAAGAAUCGUCAGUAUUGAAUGAAACACAAAGUGAUAAUUCUUCAUUUUCUCUUGGCGUUGAAGAUUUGGAGCCAUUCAGUGAAGAGGAAAAAUUACCAGUUACAAUUUUAUGUGGAUUUUUAGGAGCAGGCAAGACAACUUUGUUGAAUUACAUUUUGCAAAAUAAGCAAGGACUUAAAGUAGCUGUCAUUGUAAAUGAUAUGAGCGAGGUGAAUAUUGAUGUAGAAUUGGUCAAACAAACGAGUACACUUUCCAGAACGGAGGAAAAAAUGGUUGAAAUGACUAAUGGAUGUAUUUGUUGCACACUACGAGAAGAUUUAUUACAAGAGGUCGCAAAACUCGCCAAACAGAAAAAAUUUGACUAUCUUCUCAUAGAGUCGACCGGUAUUGCAGAGCUCCUUCCCAUUGCUCAAACAUUCUUUUUCCAAGACAAUUAUGGAAAAAUGCUUUCUCACUACACAAAAUUAGAUACACUCGUCACUCUAGUCGAUUGUUUUAAUUUCAUGAAAGAUUAUUCGAGUGAUGAUACUCUUAGCUCUAGACAUAUGGGUAUCAAUGAGAAUGACAAUAGAAACGUUGUUGAUUUACUGUUAGAUCAAAUUGAUUUUGCCAAUGUAAUUAUUCUCAAUAAGACGGAUUUGAUCAGUGAAGAAAAGCUCCAUAAAUUGGAAGCAAUAAUUCGAAAGCUAAAUCCUGAAGCUGUCAUUUUGAAAAGUCAAUACUCUCAUGUCGAUUUGAAAUCCAUUCUGAAUACAGGUCUUUUCAAUUAUGAAAAGGCACUCAAGUCACCAGGAUGGGUACGAGAAUUACAAAAAGAACACACUCCAGAAACUGAAGAAUAUGGAAUUAGUUCAUUUGUGUACCGACGAAGGAGGCCAUUCAUGCCACAACGACUCUACGAAUGUAUUCAAAAUGAAAAAUUGAGAGGAAUUAUUCGCUCUAAGGGUUUCUUUUGGCUUGCCAGUGAUAACGCAACACUUUAUGAAUGGUCCACUGCAGGUCCGACUUUUUCAUUUGCUCCAAAAUCAAUUUGGUUUGCCUCUCUUUCGGAAGAAAAAAAGCAACACUUUUCACAGGAGCAAAUCGAACACAUCAUGAAGGAAACAAAAUUUGAGGGAGAGUAUGGAGACCGAAGGCAAGAGAUUGUAUUCAUUGGGAAUAAUAUGAAUAAGGAAGAAUUGAUACAAACAUUGGAUUCAUGCUUGCUUACUGAUGAAGAGAUGUCUCAUGGCAUGCAAUUCUGGGAAUUGACCUAUGAGAAUCCAUUCAGACAAUUCAUUCAAGAACAGCAACAACAACAUUAUAAGAGACACGAUGACACUCAUUCCCACAAUCAUCAUCAUUCUCACUGA